Messenger RNA from Ananas comosus (pineapple), 2948 nucleotides. RefSeq names its product zinc finger CCCH domain-containing protein 13. Lineage: Eukaryota; Viridiplantae; Streptophyta; Magnoliopsida; Poales; Bromeliaceae. The coding region runs from base 297 to 2678 and encodes 793 amino acids. The record is from RefSeq and is a predicted model, not a curated record. The transcript has 12 exons.
CCCCGUUUCUUCGCUUUCCCCCACCCUACUCUCCGCCCCAUCCCGAGUCCAACCCCGCGCGUCCGCUCCCUCAUCGUCUCUACCCCGAGCUCUCGCUACCCCCCCAACCACCUCGGUGGCUCCACCGAGGAAGCUCCGCCACGAACCCCCUCCUCCUCCUCUCUCCGCCAUUAGUGUGCUAGAUCCAAAAGGCGGUUCCCGACAAAUGUUUAUCGAAGCCCUAGGAGCUACUACUGUUGCUUCCCUUUUUCUUCCUCUGGGCCAGAUGAACAGGUAACUUGUGGCACCAAGGCAGUAUGAGUGGCGCUCCAAAGAGGUCCCACGAUGAUGGGGCCCAUUCUACACCUGUAAAAAGACCACACGAAGAGACCGGCAUGUUUGCUAGUCCUUCUGGACGACUGAUGCCGCCACUUGGCACUGAUUUUCAGCUUCCUUUUGAGCACGGACAGGAUGGGAGACUUUCAAAAGUCCAACGAGUUGAAUUCCGUGAUGAUAAGAGAUCACCUCUUCUACAUCGGAUGCCUCUAACUUCUAGCAACUUCACUGAGCAACCUUUUAAAGAACCAAGGGAUGCUAAGAUUGAAAAUUGGGAGUUCAGGGCUGAGAAUAGAGAGAUACAUGCUGACUCAAGGUUAGAUCCUCAAGCCAGUAAGGUCGAGAAUGAUGUGAGGAUAGAUAGCAGGGUGGAUGGAAAAGAACCAAGACCUGAUAGAUCUGCUCAGUUUGACUACAAGGGUGAUAUAAAAUCUGAAAAAGAUGGUUAUUCCACAACUAGUUCUUAUAUAAGCUGGAAAGACAGUAAAGAACAUCAUGGUAGGGGUAAAAGAUAUUUUGAACCUCCAAGUGAUGGAUUUGAAUCAUGGCGGCUUGCACGGUCUGGAUUACAAGGCACAGAUGAGGUUGCAAAGGACCUCCCAGCAGUUGAAGAGCGUUGUCCUGCGGAAGCUCAUGAGGCUGUUGGUGAGAACAGAGUUGAUUUGAAAAACGAAGAGAAGUUCAGAGAUAAGGAUAGGAGAAGGAAGGAUGAAAGGAACAGAGAUUUUGGAGAGAGAGACAAGGAUAAAAAUGACCGUCGAGUCAAUAUGCAGCUUAGUGGUAUUAGUGCUGAACGCAAGGAACUGCAGAGAGAAGACAGAGAUGUCGAUUGGCCGGAGAAGGAAAGAAAGGAUUCUACGAAGGACAAGGAGGGGAAUGAGAGGGAGAAGGAUCAUGUUAAGAAAGAGUCGUCAAAUGUGAAUGAGAAAGAGAAUUUGCAUAUUGAGAAGGAUUCUGUUGAUGUCACUGCCAAAAACCUUGAGCAGGAAAAUGCACCAUCUGAACCUAAGAGACUCAAAGAUGAUAAUUGGAAGGCUGAUAAGGAUUCUAAAGAGAAAAAAAGAGAAAGGGAUGCCGAUCUAGGAGUCAGACAUGAUCAACGUAGUAAGUACAUUGAAAGAGAAUCAGACGAUGGCUGUGCAGAAGGUGAUACAGAAAAGGAUAAGGAAGUUUUUGGUGGUGUACAGCAGCAGCGCAGGAGAAUGCUUCGAUCAAGGGGGACUCAAGCACCUCAUCGAGAGCCUCGUUUUCGGUCUAGAACACGAGAUAAUGAGGGAUCUCAAGGUAAGAUUGAGGUGUCUGCGAUUGUCUAUAAAGCCGGUGAAUGCAUGCAAGAGCUUUUAAAAUCUUGGAAAGAAUUUGAAGCAUCCCAAGAUGCUAAAAAUGGUGAAACCUUACAAUCUGGUCCAACUUUGGAAAUUCGUAUACCUGCAGAGUAUGUUACCUCCACAAAUCGUCAAGUUAAAGGUGCCCAGCUGUGGGGAACAGAUAUAUAUACAAAUGAUUCGGAUCUUGUUGCUGUACUCAUGCACACCGGUUACUGCUGCCCAACAUCAUCUCCACCACCUUCUGCCAUUCAAGAACUACGGGCAACAGUUCGAGUUCUGCCUCCACAAGAUUGUUACACUUCAACACUACGGAACAAUGUCCGGUCGCGUGCUUGGGGGGCAGGUAUUGGCUGUAGUUUUCGGAUUGAGCGCUGUUGCAUUGUGAAGAAAGGUGGUGGGACGAUUGAUCUCGAGCCUCGUCUGAACCAUACAUCUGCAGUGGAGCCAACUCUUGCACCUGUAACAGUUGAGCGCACUAUGACAACGAGAGCUGCAGCCUCGAAUGCUUUGCGUCAACAGAGGUUUGUCCGUGAAGUUACUAUUCAGUACAACCUCUGCAAUGAGCCCUGGUUGAAAUACAGUAUUAGCAUAGUUGCUGAUAAGGGGUUAAAGAAGCCUCUUUAUACUUCUGCGAGAUUGAAGAAGGGAGAAGUUCUGUACUUAGAGACACAUUUUAAUAGGUAUGAGCUAUGCUCUACUGGAGAUAAGGUGAUUCAUAGUGGAGCAGUACAUAAUUCAUCUCAAACAGGAGAUUCUGUACACGAGAAGAUUCAAAACCAUAGCUCAUACACACAAAAUGGGGACAAAAUCGCCACGGAUCGGGAAAAUAUUGUAGAUGUAUUCCGGUGGUCUCGCUGUAAGAAGGCAAUGCCGGAACAAAUUAUGCGUUCUAUUGGAAUUCCAUUACCUAUGGAGCAUCUGGAGGUAUUGGAGGAGAAUUUGGAGUGGGAAGAUGUGCAGUGGUCACAAACUGGCGUUUGGGUGGCAGGGAAGGAGUACGCUCUUGCUCGCGUUCAUUUUCUCGCCCCAAAUUAGUGAACUAGAAUGUGUACUUUUAGGGCUGUUACAAUUUUUUAAGAUGAUUUAAUGUAAAAUGUAUGUAUUUAUGUGUGUAUACUGCCUACUCUGCAGUGGGCUAAUCUUCAAUAGUUUCUUAAUUAUUUAGUACCCACUCCUGAAUCUGUAACUUCAUUACCAUGUAAUCAGGUUAGGCUGACCUUAGUUUAUAACUUAUGAAUGAAAAUUGUUUGGCUGUGCUGUAAGAAUGAUCAGUAAUAAAUCUGGCUUUUGGCUUCAGCUCACAAA